Messenger RNA from Microsporum canis CBS 113480, 2328 nucleotides. RefSeq names its product aconitase. Gene Ontology annotation, cellular component: mitochondrion; cytosol. Gene Ontology annotation, biological process: tricarboxylic acid cycle. Lineage: Eukaryota; Fungi; Ascomycota; Eurotiomycetes; Onygenales; Arthrodermataceae. The coding region runs from base 1 to 2328 and encodes 775 amino acids. Gene Ontology annotation, molecular function: aconitate hydratase activity; 4 iron, 4 sulfur cluster binding. The transcript is spliced from 6 exons. The record is from RefSeq and is a predicted model, not a curated record.
AUGCUCACCACACUCGCUCGUGCCAGUGCCUUGCUUCUCGGAGCGCGGGGUUUUGCCUCUGCCGCCGACCUUGACAAGAAGGUCGAGAUGACCAACUGGGAAAAGGGUAACUACAUCAACUACAAGUAUAUGGCUGAGAACCUUGACAUUGUGCGCGCCCGUCUCAACCGCCCUCUCACCUUUGCCGAGAAGAUUCUCUACUCCCAUCUUGACGACCCCCAUGGCCAGGAGAUCGAGCGUGGAAAGUCCUACCUCAAGCUCCGCCCAGACCGUGUCGCCUGCCAGGACGCCACCGCUCAGAUGGCCAUCCUCCAGUUCAUGUCCGCCGGUAUGCCUUCCGUCGCAACUCCUGCCACCGUCCACUGUGACCACUUAAUUGAGGCCCAGCUUGGCGGCGACAAGGAUCUUGCCCGUGCCAACGAGAUCAACAAGGAAGUUUACGACUUCCUGUCCACCUCUUGUGCCAAGUACAACAUUGGUUUCUGGAAGCCCGGUUCUGGUAUCAUCCACCAGAUCUUGCUUGAGAACUACUGCUUCCCCGGCGCCUUGAUGAUCGGUACCGACUCUCACACUCCUAACGGUGGUGGUCUUGGUAUGGCUGCUAUCGGCGUCGGUGGUGCCGACGCUGUCGAUGUCAUGGCUGGUCUCCCUUGGGAAUUGAAGGCUCCUAACGUCAUCGGUGUCAAGCUUACCGGCCAAUUGUCCGGCUGGACCGCUCCAAAGGAUAUCAUCCUCAAGGUCGCCGGUAUCCUCACUGUUAAGGGUGGUACUGGUGCCAUUAUUGAAUACCACGGUGAAGGUGUCAACUCCCUCUCCUGCACCGGAAUGGGUACUAUCUGUAACAUGGGUGCUGAAAUUGGUGCCACCACUUCCGUCUUCCCCUUCAACGACCGCAUGUACGACUACCUCAAGGCUACCAAGCGUCAGGCCAUCGGUGACUUCUCUCGCGUUUACGCUGAGGGACUCCGCCCUGACGAGAACGCCCAGUAUGACCAGCUCAUCGAGAUCAACCUCAGCGAGCUAGAACCCCAUAUCAACGGCCCCUUCACUCCCGAUCUUGCUACCCCCAUUUCUAAGUUCAAGGAAGCCGUCAAGGCUAACAACUGGCCCUCUGAGCUCAAGGUCGGUCUUAUUGGAUCUUGCACCAAUUCUUCCUAUGAGGAUAUGUCCCGUGCCGCAUCCAUUGCUCGUGAUGCCCUGAACCACGGCAUCAAGGCCAAGUCCCUCUUCACCGUGACUCCUGGAUCCGAGCAGAUUCGCGCCACCAUCGAGCGUGAUGGUCAGCUCAAGACCCUUGAGGAGUUCGGUGGUGUUAUCCUUGCUAACGCCUGUGGUCCUUGCAUCGGCCAAUGGGACCGUAAGGACGUCAAGAAGAACGAGGCCAACUCAAUCAUCUCCUCGUACAACCGUAACUUCACUGGCCGUAACGAUGCUAACCCUGCUACCCACGCCUUCGUCACCUCCCCCGACCUCGUUGUCGCCCUCACCAUCGCCGGAACCCUAAACUUCAACCCUUUGACCGAUAAGCUAAAGGACAAGGACGGAAACGAGUUCAUGCUCUCUCCACCAACCGGUGCCGGUCUGCCUGCUGAUGGCUACGACCCAGGCCGUGAUACCUACCAGGCUCCCCCAGCUGACCGUGCUUCCAUCAACGUGGCCGUCAGCCCAACCAGUGACCGUCUCCAGAUCCUCGAGCCAUUCAAGCCUUGGAACGGAAAGGAUGCCACUGACAUUCCAAUUCUCAUCAAGUGUGAGGGCAAGACCACCACCGACCACAUCUCCAUGGCCGGCCCCUGGCUCAAGUACCGUGGACAUCUCGACAACAUCUCCAACAACCUCCUCAUUGGCGCUGUCAAUGCUGAGAACGGUGAGCGCAACAGUAUUAAGAACUUCAAGACCGGUGAAUACGACUCCGUCCCCGCCACUGCCCGUGACUACAAGGCCCGCGGCAUCCCAUGGGUUGUCAUCGGUGACUGGAACUACGGUGAGGGUUCUUCCCGUGAACACGCCGCCCUUCAGCCCCGCCACCUCGGUGGUCUGGCCAUCAUCACCCGUUCCUUCGCCCGUAUCCAUGAGACCAACCUUAAGAAGCAAGGAAUGCUUCCACUCACCUUCAUCGACCCCGCCGACUACGACCGCAUUCCACCAACCGCCACUGUUGACUUGAUGUGCACUGAGCUUGCUGUCGGCAAGCCCAUGACUCUCCGCGUUCACCCCAAGGACGGUGCUACUUUCGACGUCAAGCUUGCCCACACCUUCAACGAGAGCCAAAUUGAAUGGUUCAAGAACGGAAGCGCCUUGAACACCAUGGCCAAGAAGGCACAGUAA